AGGGCGCGGCGUAGAGAAGACACGAGAGGGUAAAGUGGCACCACCGGCUCACACAUCCCGUUUCCCCGGUCUUAUCCAGCUGUCUUCCGCCGCUAGCCGUCAUACAACAAGAGGACCGCACUGCUUUGAGAGUUGGGAAUCUAUAUUGUCUUUGGCAAGAUGGACAAGGCUAAACAAUUCAAAUGGAAGUUCCUCCUUCUCUUUGUUGCUACCCUCCUCUUUAUCCUCUGUACCACUAUGAGGACACCCGGGACAUACAUGGCCAACCCAAACCUGGAUGGACCUCCGAAAACGUGCCCUUUGCGGAUCUCUGAGCAGACCAUCACCCCCCUCAACAACACCAAGCACUUACUGGUGUCAGCCUACAUGGACCAGCGACAGAAAGGCUUCGAUAUACGCAUAAUUGGCAUAUUUAAGAGAGACUCCAUCCAACACCUUUACUGUCUUUUCUGCUGUGCAGGCCGGUUAUCAAGUAAAACAAGUCCAACAACAAUUGUACAGCACACAGACAACUUUGGUUUCCCCUUUAUCACCACAGAUAUAAUGUGUCACAUUCCUCAAAACUGCAUUGCGACCCAUGUCAGUCUCCUGACUCAGCCAGACAACGUGACAGUAUUUAACCAUACUUGGCUUCCUAUUAGAAACCAGAAGACCAAUGAGAAGAAGGAGAAACCGUUGCAGUUUAACUUCACUGUCUGCAUCUCCAACCUGUUUGGAGACUACAACAAUGUGCUUCAGUUUGCACAGACCCUGGAGAUGUACAGGUUGCUGGGUGUGGACAGAGUGGUGAUCUAUAACACCAGCUGCGGCCCAGACCUCGACCGCCUGCUGCAGAGCUACAGCCGGGAGGGCUUCGUGGAGAUGGUUCCUUGGCCCAUCGACCAACACCUGAAUCCAUCUCGAGGCUGGCUCUUCUCGCAGAGCGGAGGGGACGUGCACUACUUUGGCCAGCUGACCACGCUUAAUGAGUGCAUUUACAGAUCCAUGGACCGCUCACGCUACGUCCUGUUGAACGACAUCGAUGAGAUCAUAAUGCCAUACCAACACAACAACCUGAUGUCUCUGAUGGACAUGCUCCAACAGCAGCAUCCAAAUACAGGAGUGUACCUCAUUGAGAACCAUAUCUUCCCCAAGAAACAUUUUGAGCCAAGUGGGAGGUUUCACCUGCCUCAGUGGAACGGGGUGCCAGGCAUUAAUAUUCUGGAGCACAUCUACAGGGAGGAGCCCAACAGAAACAUAUAUCACCCCCACAAGAUGAUACUUCAGCCAAGGUUUGUGGAGUCGACGUCAGUGCAUGAAGUGCUCAAGUAUACUGGACAACGGUUCAAGGUUCCAAUGGACGUCUGUCGGAUCAUACAUGUCCGCGUGGCUUUGCAGGGGUCGUUAACGUUACAAGAUCUCCACGAGGACAAACGACUGUGGGACUUCCAAGAAAAACUGAUUCCCAAUGUGGACAACGCACUGAGGAGAGUGGGGCUGCUGAGCUCAGAGGGGCACAACUGAUGGAUGGGAUGAACUUACACUCAGAUGGACACACACGCCUUCAACAGGUUGAAUGUGACCCACUGGGAUAUUUCAUAACAUCCUGGUUAAAUCUGUGGGAUUGUUUUUCUGAAAUAUUGCUUUAUUUUGCACUAAAGUGCCACCACACUCCCCACCCUCAACAACAACUGCCGUAAUGCAGGUGCUGAUGCUAAGAACUACACCAAAUUAAAUGCUGCUUAGUGGCUGAUAUUUUAAGAAUGCUCAACUUAACUCUCUUAGGCUGUACUUAGGCACAGCGGUAUUAGAAAAAUCUAAACUUUUAAUUAUCAAAGUUAAUACAUUCUACCUUUUGAGGGAGAUGAAUGUCUGAACCAAAAUUCAUAGCAGUGAAGUUAUGGC
Messenger RNA from Etheostoma cragini (Arkansas darter), 1884 nucleotides. RefSeq lists its product as uncharacterized. Bases 160 to 1503 code for a protein of 447 amino acids. Lineage: Eukaryota; Metazoa; Chordata; Actinopteri; Perciformes; Percidae. The record is from RefSeq and is a predicted model, not a curated record. The transcript has 5 exons.